Endocarpon pusillum Z07020 is the source of this 4686-nucleotide messenger RNA. RefSeq lists its product as uncharacterized. Gene Ontology annotation, cellular component: chromosome, telomeric region. Lineage: Eukaryota; Fungi; Ascomycota; Eurotiomycetes; Verrucariales; Verrucariaceae. The record is from RefSeq and is a predicted model, not a curated record. The transcript is spliced from 2 exons. The coding region runs from base 1 to 4686 and encodes 1561 amino acids. Gene Ontology annotation, molecular function: DNA binding. Gene Ontology annotation, biological process: telomere maintenance.
AUGACCUCUCUGCUACUAGCUCUUCCACAAAGCCUCAGACUUUCUCGAGCGUCAAGAUGCUCAAUCACAGAACUUUCGCCCGCUAUCAGUGACCAGGCCUCCAGAUUCAUCGACGGAGUCAUCUCCCUAAUAUGGCCUUAUUCGAGUUCCACCCAUAGUACGGCAGUCCUCCUUGCGGAUCCUGACUUUCGAAUACGCAGAGCAAAAGGGCAAACUAAGGUCACCUUCCAUGGAGAGGUUGCGGUCGCUGUUGCCAAUUCGCACGUGGGGAUUGGCGAUGCUGUUCACCUAAGCCUCGAAGGUGCUCAGUGGGCGCAGUCAAGCGAGGAUGUGUCUGUGGUGGGAAAAAGAGCCGACUGGGAUCUGGAGUAUGUCGGACAAGUGUUCAUGGAAAUACAGCGGGGCUUGAUUCCACUCGCUGUGGUGGACGUUUCUCCCCUUCCAGAAUCCCUGGAUGGCCCACUACGUGAGAUAGAUGGUAAUGGAGGAGUCAAAACCAGAGCACCUCGGACAAGCAGGACUCAGGAGUUGUGGCCUUCGCCUGCAUUCGCCAAGCCGAAUGUGCAUCUGACAGAUCCAUCGGUACAAGUCAAGGUGAGCUCUGCCAUUGAAGAAGAUGGAUAUAUUCCUGGCAGUGGUAGAAAGCGAACAAGAUUCUCGCUUGAUAGUGGGUCAUGGCGUUACCUGGAAAGAAGCUCUAGCCCUGAGGACGGUAACCAAACCCCAGACCAUGCGGAUCCGCCAUUCAAUCAAGAACAGGUCGUCGAUACCACCUGUAUUGCAUGGGACACAGAUAACAAGCACCGAGAUAUUGAUGCAGUCGACUCGAGAGUUUCGCAGCAGCCAUGCUCGCUAACACCACGUCACCACGCUGUCACAAAUCAUGCAGACAAAGCGCCGGAGGCUCUGAUGCCUCCACCAACACUGGAUCUAGAACAAGAUCAGAUCAUAAACGGUCCCUCCAAUACAAAAUCGCCAGUGAAGAGCGAAUCUAUUCUUACGCCGCAAGUAGAAAGGCAUCUAGGGGCCGAACAUAGCCCUACACCUCCAAGCACUAGUACCCCGAUUUUGCGCCCUUUGGCUUCGCCAGGACUGCCCCUUAUUUCUCCCCUUGUCGGGCGGCAUGGUGGUGUCACUGGAUAUUUUCCCCCGGUUUCAAAUGUGCAAUCCGAGCUCCACUCGAGUGCAGAAAUGUUUUCUCAAGAAGCUCUAAAAGGGAAUCAGUCUAGUGUUACUCUGCCUCCUCCCUCAAGCCCAACGUUCCCUUACCAAAUUGAGAAGAGCUUUUCGGAUGAUGCUAUGAUCAUCAGUGAUCCACACCCAGCUGGUCAAACAGUUGACUUGAUUUCACUAGGGGAUGAGACUCAGGAAUGGCAGAGACCGGAGGCAGGCGCUGGUUUGCAUGCUGCUGCUUCUGAAGCAAAAUAUGACGCAGACGACAUAAGACAACCUCUCAUUUCACUUGAGGGAUUCGAGCUUGUCGAUGACAGUCCUAUUGAGCCGCAGCCUGUCGACCGAACAAGUUUUAGGAGUGUUCCUGAUAAAGCUAGCACCAGCACGGCAGAGGUCACUUCGCAGAAAUCUAUCAUACAAAAUAUCGUCUCUAGCACAACUUUGGAACAGUCUGUGCCUCGGUCUCCUCAUAAGGUCGGAGGUGACUCGAACCAGGCCGUUAUUCAGUCAGAUAACAGGGUUGUAAAUAAUUCGCCAACCAAGCAACCCUCCAAGCUAUCGACUGAUCAGCUGAAUACCACGUCCCCUUCACACGUAGAGCAGAAAAUUGGUGAAAUCAAGCAGAAUCAUAUUGGGCACGAAGAUAAUCCGUAUAAUGGGAACAAGCAGCAAGACAUUGAGCAGAAUCACACUAUCUCCGUUCCUCUUCCUUCACCGCUAAGACUCCUGGAUUGGACUGAGGCUCUCGAAGUGUCGGCCCAUGACGUUGAGGACGAUAGCCUUCGCAUCAGUGCACCACCAUUUCCAUUCAAACAGGGAUGGGACACCAGAGCUAAGAAAGAGAGCAAGGCUCGUCAAAGAGUACAAAAAUUGCAAACCGCCGGCCUCUAUACGGCUCUUCGUGAGUCAUACGAUGGCGCUGGAGAGGGAGACAGGAGUUCUUCUGCAGAACCGUCGGAUGUCGUUUCAAGUCUUGAUAGUCGGGAAAGGAGUCUGUCCUAUGAUGAGAACGGUAAUCUGAAUCAAAGGGAGGUCGCAGCGCCUGAUGAGAUAUCCGAACCUGAAAGCAGUGACUCGGCGCUUACAGAUGGAGACGAGAGCAUCCUAGAGGCCGAAGGCAACCAUUCGGAGGAUAUCCAGAUCGUUGAGCUAGAAUCCGGCAAGGAUCAUCAGCUGGUAGUUCCAGAGCUAGAAAUGCAGCCUGGCCAGGGCACCGAGCAGGAGAACUUUUCUCAAUCGGUCGAUUCUGAUGCGCCCAUGAUCGAUGACGAAGAUGGCUACCAAUCCCCAACCCCAAUGGAAGUGAUGGACUUAGCCCCGCGGCUACCAGAGAUGCCACGGUCACGAUCACCGUCUAUAACCCCAGAGGAGGAUACUAGCCCAUUCACUGCUUCGUCCACUCCGUUGCCUCAGUUUCCUUCUGAUCUCCACAUAGAGGAACACAAAGCGGCUCAGCUGAAAGUUGAGCAGCUAGCAACUCCGGAUAAUACUCAAGAUGAACCCCAGAAUGCGCAAUUCCGAGGUUUACGGAAUAAGCUGCACAAGGAGAAGCCAUUAACUGAGCUGCUUUCUUCGCCGCAAAACACACAAGAUCUCCAAGAAAAGGAACCGCUAGGUGCAAACGAAGAACGAGAGAAGACGUCCACUGGUCCUUCGGCUGGGCCACCCAGACCCCACCUUGGUGAAAGUGAAACUGAUGCAAAUCUUACUACAUCAUUUUCUGAAGAGACAAGGCGGCGCCGAUCUUCCCGUCUGUCUGGGAAGAUGCCACUGUUAGGUAAAGACCCCUCUGAAAUCGUCAGUCCAUACUUUACUCCAAAGAGGGCAAUACAAGACGGACAGCAAGAUCAAGAUCCCUCAUCUCCACUCCGCCAACCUAUCAGUCCGAGCUCAAAGCCACGAGAUAAUGUGGUGGUUCUGAUCCCUCCACCAACAGAAAAACGUUCUGAGCCCAACAUUCAGCAAUGGUCUGUCACCCCAACGCCCUUGACAUCCACGAAUUCUUCUCUGAAGAGAGACCCAGCUGAUGGGAAAGGCUUUACAACACCCCACUCGUAUUAUCCAUCUCUCUCUUCCGUGCCAAACCAUUUCCAUGACCUACUCGACAUACUUGCGGUUGCUUCCUCAGUCUCGAAGCAGCCCCAACGGGCCAAAUCUGGACCAAAAGACUACUACGUCUCAAUGAGGCUCGCGGAUUCCUCUUGUGGCGCAGGUGAUACACUUUCGGUCCAGCUCUUGCGACCGUACAGAAACGCUUUACCCACAUGUAGACGAGGAGAUAUCUUACUACUCAGGAAUAUGAAGGUACAAACCUGUCCAGCGCAAGGUACUCGGCGGAAGAGCCAGGAAAGUAGAGAACUCGACAGUAUGAUGCUCCUUAGCACGAACAGCAGCGCCUGGGCUGUCUUUAAAUUCCCUUCUGCAGACUCUGUCUCGGCCGUGGAGGACAGGUCAAAUUCGGAAGAUGGAUCUGCCCGGUCACCAGAUAAAAGAGUUACGCCAGUCAAAAUGGACGUACAAGUAAGUGGGCCUCCGGUUGAGUUCGGUGCCGAGGAGAGAGCAUUCGCCAGAGGACUAAAUCAAUGGUGGAUUGAGGAAGGAGAGGCAGGCUUCCCUGAUAUACCCAGCAAACCAGGCCAGAAGAUGAAGCGCAAGGGAAAGGAGAAGUUGAACGAGCUGGAAAUACCAGAGGAGACAUUACAUGAGCACGAGUUGAGAGACGGUAUGGCAUACGGCGAUUUGAUUAGCCCGAGACCCCUACACGAACAUUUCCAUCGCAAUGAAAAUGGUCAUGUUGAAGACCACGAGUCAAGUCUCCAUGAACACGAACUGCGCGAUGGUGUGGCAUAUGGCGACACAAUCAGCAAGAUCCCUGUGCAUGAACAUCAUCAGCACGAACACCACGUUGAUCACACUUACAGCCGUGGUUCCAAUGCUCCACGAUGCGGAGAAACAGAUAGCAAAGCAGAAGAUGAAUCUAGCCUUCAUGAACACGAACUCCGGGACGGAACGGCAUACGGCGAUACCUUGAGUUCGAAGCCUAUACAUCGACAUUUCCAUGUUCACGACGAUCAUCAAGAUGGUCAAGAGAGCAGCACUAGCCAGCUUGUUCAGGAUGGCCACAACGCUAGUCUCACAUCUCCAGCCUCAGGUGAGGCCGACCGCUCACAUAGCUUGCGCAACGGGAUCUCAUAUGGAGACACAAACUCAAAAGGCCAAAAUACUUUAAUUUCCACACCAACAAAACCACGUACUAGGUCGAAACGAGGUGUUGCAAUCGAAGCACCAAUAGAGCAGAGCGAGUCUGAAUCCGAGGCCGAGUCUGAGGAUGCGUCUGAGGAUGCGUCUGAGGAUGAGUCUGAGGAUGAGUCUGAGGAUGAGUCUGAGGAUGAGAUGAGUCUGAGGAUUAGUCUGAGGGCGCAGGAAAUGCUGAGUGUGUGCACAAUGUCGGCAGUGGCAGGACAGAGACGGCCGCCGAGACUUCAGCUACGCGCUCAAGCAAGAACAUCCUAG